This is a messenger RNA of Octodon degus (degu), 4176 nucleotides long. Its product is annotated as twinfilin-2. The record is from RefSeq and is a predicted model, not a curated record. Lineage: Eukaryota; Metazoa; Chordata; Mammalia; Rodentia; Octodontidae. Gene Ontology annotation, cellular component: cytoplasm; actin filament; myofibril. The transcript has 9 exons. Bases 142 to 4110 code for a protein of 1322 amino acids. Gene Ontology annotation, molecular function: actin monomer binding; actin filament binding; pattern recognition receptor activity. Gene Ontology annotation, biological process: canonical NF-kappaB signal transduction; barbed-end actin filament capping; positive regulation of neuron projection development.
GGGUCCUGCGGCACCGCCCGGGAAGCUGCUCUAGGCUUGCCGGCCGCCACCACAUCCUCCUCCUCCUCCUGGUCCAGCGAGUGUAGCCCGGCCAGGGCCAAACGGCGGCUCCGACGGCGUGGGCGAACGGGUCGCCGAGUCAUGGCGCAUCAGACGGGAAUCCACGCCACGGAGGAGCUGAAGGAAUUCUUUGCCAAGGCACGGGCUGGCUCUGUGCGGCUCAUCAAAGUCGUCAUUGAGGAUGAGCAGCUCGUGCUGGGAGCCUCACAGGCGCCCGUGGGCCGCUGGGACCAGGACUACGACAGGGCUGUGCUGCCGCUGCUGGACGCCCAACAGCCCUGUUACAUGCUCUUCCGCCUCGACUCACAGAACGCUCAGGGUUUCGAGUGGCUCUUCCUCGCCUGGUCGCCUGAUAAUUCCCCUGUGCGGCUGAAGAUGCUCUAUGCUGCCACACGGGCCACAGUGAAGAAGGAAUUUGGAGGCGGCCACAUUAAGGAUGAGCUCUUUGGCACGGUGAAGGAUGACCUCUCCUUUGCUGGGUACCAGAAGCACCUGUCAUCCUGUGCUGCUCCUGCCCCUCUGACUUCGGCUGAGAGAGAGCUCCAGCAGAUCCGUAUCAAUGAGGUGAAGACAGAGAUCAGCGUGGAAAGCAAGCACCAGACACUGCAGGGCCUUGCCUUCCCCCUGCAGCCUGAGGCCCAGCGGGCACUUCAGCAGCUCAAGCUGAAGACCAUCAACUACAUCCAGCUGAAGCUGGACCUGGAGCGGGAGACCAUAGAGCUGGUGCAUACAGAGCCCACAGACAUGGGCCAGCUGCCCUCCCGGGUACCCCGGGAUGCUGCCCGCUAUCACUUCUUCCUCUACAAGCACACCCAUGAGGGUGACUCUCUUGAGUCUGUAGUGUUCAUCUACUCCAUGCCGGGCUACAAGUGCAGCAUCAAGGAGCGCAUGCUCUACUCUAGCUGCAAGAGCCGCCUUCUUGACUCCGUAGAGCAGGACUUCCAGCUGGAGAUCUCCAAGAAGGGCUCCUGCCGAAGGGCCCCGUACUCCCUGUCCCUCUUGGUGCAGGCUGUGGUCCUGGCCGAGGCCCUGGCCCUGGGCACGCUGCCUGAUUUCCUGCCCUGUGAGCUCCAGCCCCAUGGUGUGGUGAACUGCAACUGGCUCUUCCUGAAGUCCGUGCCCCGCUUCUCUGCAGCAGCCCCGCGUGGCAACGUCACCAGCCUUUUCCUGCUCUCCAACCGCAUCCACCACCUCCAUAACUCUGACUUCCUCCACCUGCCCAACCUUCGGCGUCUCAACCUUAAGUGGAAUUGCCCACCAACUGGCCUCAGCCCCAUGCACUUCCCCUGCCACAUGACCAUCGAGCCCAAGACCUUCCUAGCCAUGCCUGCCCUAGAGGAUCUGAACCUGAGCUACAAUGGCAUCACCACUGUGCCUGCCCUCCCCAGCUCCCUUGUGAACCUGACCCUGAGCCACACCAACAUCUUGGUGCUGGACUCCACCAGCCUCACUGGCCUGCAUGCCCUGCGUACCCUCUUCAUGGACGGCAAUUGCUACUAUAAGAACCCAUGCAGUUGGGCUGUGGAGGUGGUCCCUGGGGCCCUCCUGGGGCUGAGCAAUCUCACCCACCUGUCACUCAAAUACAACAAUCUCACGACACUGCCCCGAGACCUACCGCCCAGUCUGGAGUAUCUGCUGCUGUCCUAUAACCACAUUUUUAAGCUGGAUCCGGGAGACCUGGCCAACUUAACUGCCCUUCGAGUGCUCGAUGUGGGUGGAAACUGUCGCCGCUGUGACCAUGCCCGCAACCCCUGUGUGGAGUGCCUUACCAAAACCCUCCAGCUGCACCCUGACACCUUCAGGCAGCUCAGCCACCUCGAAGGCCUGGUGUUGAAGGAUAAUUCCCUCCCCACUCUGGAAGCCAGAUGGUUCCAAGGUCUGGAGAAUCUCACAGUGCUAGACCUGAGCGAGAAUUUCCUCUACGACUGCAUCACGAAAACCCAGGCCUUCCAGGGUCUGGCACAGCUGCGCAAACUCAACCUGUCCUUCAAUUACCGCAAAGGAGUGUCCUUUGCCCACCUACAUUUGGCAGCCUCCUUUGGGAAGCUGACCUCCCUACAGGAGCUAAACAUGAAUGGCAUCUUCUUCCGGUCCCUCAGUGAGAGCACUCUGAAGCCGCUGACCCACCUGCCUCUGCUCAAGACUUUGAAUCUGCAGAUGAAUUUCAUCAACCAGGCCCAGAUCAGCAUCUUUGGGGCUUUCCCUAGCCUUAGCUUUGUGGACCUGUCAGGUAAUCGUAUCAGUGGGGCUUCGGCCCUGGCGAAGGCUCUUGGGGAAGCGGAUAAUGAGAACCGGGUCUGGCUGGGGCCUGAGAACCUUGCUCCAGCCCCACUGGACACCCCCAAGUCGGAAAUCUUCAUGCCAAGCUGCAAGCGCUUCCCAUUCACCUUGGACCUGUCUGGGAACAACCUGGUGACAGUGCAAUCUGAGAUGUUUACCAACCUCUCCCGCCUCCAGUGUCUGAUCCUGAGCCACAACUGCAUUGCGCAAGCUGUCAAUGGCUCACAGUUCCAGCCACUGACCAGUCUGAAGAUCUUGGAUCUGUCCCAUAACAAACUGGACCUGUAUCACGGGCACUCAUUCACGGAGCUGCCGCAGUUAAUAGCCCUGGACCUCAGUUACAACAGCCAGCCCUUUGGCAUGCAGGGCAUAGGCCACAACCUCAGCUUUGUGUCCCGGCUGCAUAAACUGCAGUACCUCAGCCUGGCUCACAAUGGUAUCAACAGCCGUGUGAACCCGAAGCUCUGCAGCAGCUCCCUGAGGAAGCUGGACUUUAGUGGCAAUACUGUGAGCAGCAUGUGGGCAGAGGGAGACCUUUACCUCCACUUCUUCCAAGGCCUAAAAAGCCUGCGCUGGCUGGACCUGUCCCAGAACAGCCUGCACACUCUUCUGCCCCGCAACCUGGACAACCUCCCCAAAAACCUGACACUUCUGCGUCUCCGUGACAAUUACCUGGCCUUCUUUAACUGGAGCAGCCUGGUCCUCCUACCCAACCUGCAGAUCCUGGACUUGGCAGGAAACCAGCUGAAGGCCCUGACCAAUGGCACCUUGCCCAAUGGGACACAGCUGCGCAGUCUGGAUGUCAGCAGCAACAGCAUCACCUUUGUGGCCCCAGGCUUCUUUGCACUGGCUGCUGAGCUGCAGGUGCUCAACCUCAGUGACAACAUUCUCAAGACAAUUGAAUCUUCCUGGUUUGGGAUGCUGGCAGGCAACCUGAAAGUCCUAGAUGUGAGCGCCAACCCCCUCCACUGCACCUGUGGGGCGGCUUUCGUGGACUUCCUGCUGGAGGUGCAGCACGCUGUGCCUGGCCUCCCCAACCAGGUGAAAUGCGGCAGCCCCAAACAGCUCCAGGGCCGCAGCAUCUUCACACAGGACCUGCGCCUCUGUCUGGAUGAGGCUCUGUCCUGGGAUUGCUUUGGCCUCUCGAUCCUGGUGGUGACUCUCGGUGUGGUGGUGCCGGUGCUACAGCACCUCCUUGGCUGGGACCUCUGGUACUGCUUUCACCUGGGUCUUACCUGGUUGCCCCGGCGGGGCCCCCGCGGUGCCCAACCCCUGCCCUAUGAUGCCUUCGUGGUCUUCGACAAGGCACAGGGUGCAGUGGCUGACUGGGUGUACCAUGAGCUGCGGGUGCAGUUGGAGGAGCGCCGUGGGCGCCGGGCGCUGCGCCUGUGCCUGGAGGAGCGGGACUGGGUGCCUGGCAAGACGCUCUUUGAGAACCUUUGGGCCUCUAUCUAUGGCAGCCGCAAGACGCUCUUUGUGCUGGCCCACACUGAUCGGGUCAGCGGCCUCCUGCGCACCAGCUUUCUGCUGGCCCAGCAGCGCCUGCUGGAGGACCGCAAGGACAUCGUGGUCCUGGUAAUCCUCAGCCCUGAUGCCCACCGCUCCCGCUAUGUUCGGCUGCGCCAGCGCCUCUGCCACCAGAGCGUCCUCUUCUGGCCUCAGCAGCCCAGGGGUCAGGGAAGUUUCUGGGCCCAGCUGGGCACAGCCCUGACCAGGGACAACCGCCACUUCUAUAACCGGAACUUCUGCAGGGGGCCUGCAGCUGAGUAGCCCACUGACAUCAGGUUUGGCUCCUCUCCAUCUUGCCUCACUGCCCGCCGCAGAUGUGUACCCUGC